ACCAAGACUCAGGUCAAGCUUGCCAAGGUUGUCAAGGUUCUCGGCCGCACCGGCUCGCGCGGUGGUGUCACCCAGGUCCGCGUCGAGUUCAUGGACGACACGACCCGCUCGAUCGUCCGGAACGUCAAGGGCCCGGUCCGUGAGAACGACAUCCUCGCUCUCCUCGAGUCCGAGCGUGAGGCCCGG
Messenger RNA from Rhodotorula graminis WP1, 186 nucleotides. Its product is annotated as 40S ribosomal protein S28. NCBI's taxonomy places the organism in Eukaryota, Fungi, Basidiomycota, Microbotryomycetes, Sporidiobolales, Sporidiobolaceae. Gene Ontology annotation, molecular function: structural constituent of ribosome. The transcript has 2 exons. The record is from RefSeq and is a predicted model, not a curated record. Gene Ontology annotation, cellular component: cytosolic small ribosomal subunit; ribosome. The annotation marks the transcript as partial. Gene Ontology annotation, biological process: ribosomal small subunit assembly; translation; maturation of SSU-rRNA.